Messenger RNA from Bufo bufo (common toad), 1327 nucleotides. RefSeq names its product calponin 2 (gene CNN2). Gene Ontology annotation, biological process: actomyosin structure organization. Gene Ontology annotation, molecular function: actin binding. The coding region runs from base 61 to 966 and encodes 301 amino acids. The record is from RefSeq and is a predicted model, not a curated record. The transcript is spliced from 7 exons. Lineage: Eukaryota; Metazoa; Chordata; Amphibia; Anura; Bufonidae.
GGAAGCUGAUUCAGACAGACGGGGCUCUGAGGUUGGGGAGCGGACCAGACGCCGGCAGCAAUGAGCACCCAGUUCAACAAGGGCCCGUCCUACGGCUUGUCUGCAGAAGUUAGGAACAGGUUGGCACAGAAAUAUGAUCCUCAGAAGGAGGCAGAACUUCAAGUCUGGAUUGAAGAGGUCACUGGAAUGUCCAUUGGGCCAGAUUUCCAGAAGGGGUUAAAAGAUGGCGUCAUUUUAUGCGAACUUAUGAACAAGCUGAGGCCAAAGACCAUCCCAAAAAUUAAUGUCUCCAAGCAAAACUGGCAUCAGCUUGAAAAUCUUUCCAACUUCAUCAAAGCCAUGUCUACUUAUGGAAUAAAAUCUGUGGAUCUGUUUGAGGCAAAUGACCUUUUUGAAAAUGGGAAUAUGACUCAAGUCCAGGUGUCUUUGCUGGCGCUGGCUGGGAUGGCCAAGACCAAAGGUCUCCACAGUGAUGUGGAUAUUGGAGUGAAAUACUCAGAGAGACAAGAGAGAAACUUUGAUGACAACGUAAAAAAAGCAGGACAGUGUGUUAUAGGACUGCAGAUGGGCACUAAUAAGUGUGCCAGCCAGUCUGGAAUGACUGCCUACGGAACAAGAAGGCAUCUGUAUGACCCAAAGCACAGUAUCUUGCCACCUAUGGACCAUUCCACAAUAAGCCUUCAAAUGGGCACUAACAAAGGAGCCAGUCAGGUGGGGAUGACCGCUCCUGGGACAAGAAGACACAUUUACGAUACAAAGACAGGCACUGAAAAGUGUGACAAUUCUUCCAUGUCCCUGCAGAUGGGAUCUAAUCAGGGAGCCAACCAAAGCGGCCAGAUAUUUGGCCUAGGCCGUCAGAUCUAUGAUCCCAAAUAUUGUCCAAAGGGCAAUCCUGACAGUCUGCCGAAUCAGUACGAGGACCAGGAUCACCAGGAGUAUGGCUACAAUCAGGAACAAGACUUGUAAUUCUAGUGUGUGGGCUGCUCAAUGCAAGAUGCCACAAAUCAGACCAAACUGCCUUGUCAGAACCUCCAAUUAUGUGGAUUAGAAAUGUACCUAGUGUUUUUUAUUUAGAAUUUGUUCAUUUUUAUUUUAUUUUUUAAACUGUAAUUGAGGAACAAGAUUUAAAGUGCCUGAAGGGGAAAUGUCAUUCAGCCAUUGUAUAGAGUGGUAUGUUUUAACUUUACCAGUGCCUUAUAGCUCUCAGGGCACACAAUAUUACACAUACCCUUUCUUAUGGGUCCUCGCAAAAUCACGACAGUGUACCCCUUGUUUGGAAGUACUUUUGAUGUAUUAAACGGGUUGUGCCAGUAAUAACACUAAGUGU